Camelina sativa (false flax) is the source of this 1124-nucleotide messenger RNA. Lineage: Eukaryota; Viridiplantae; Streptophyta; Magnoliopsida; Brassicales; Brassicaceae. The record is from RefSeq and is a predicted model, not a curated record.
CUUAACACUACCCAAUACCUCUCUCACCUGCUUCCUCUAUGACUGACCCUUACUGUAUGUAACUGUAAUAAAAAGCUUCACUCUUCCAAUAAUUUUGCGUCCUUCCACGAAACGCGGUCGUUUUAAUGUUGCUCUCUCCUUCUUCCUCGCCGGCUCCGGCUAAUUCCCCGCCUGCCACGUCUUCAGCUCCGUCAGAUUCCUUACCUGACACGUCAUCACCUCCAGCUCCUCCUUUGUCUCCUAUUUCCCCGCCAUUGAGCUCUCCUCCUCCGUUGCCUCCCCCACCGCCCCUCUUAGCUCCCACCGCUUCGCCACCGCCUCUUCCGAUUGAAUCUCCUCCGUUAGCAUCUCCACCGUCUCCUCCAUUAGUAUCCCCACCGACUCUUCCAUUAGUAUCUCCACCGUCGCCUCCGUUAGAAUCUCCAUCUCCACCGUCUCCUCAGGCCUCAGCUCCUUCCGGUUCACCGCCAUUGCCUUUCCUUCCCGCCAAACCGUCUCCGCCGCCUUCUCCGCUUCCCUUUGAGACAUCACCGCCGGGAAACCCCAUUUUCCCGCCGCCUCCUUCACUUCCCUCCGAUUCAAUCCCGCCGGCGAGUACGGCUUCUCCUCCACCGCCGUCUACUCCUCGCCGCCGUGCCCCUAAGCCUUCGCUUCCUCCUCCCACCAAUUCUUCCCCACCAAAACCUUCUCCGAGCACUCCGACUCUCCCGGAAACUUCUGCUCCACCUAAACCACCGCUCUCGACGACGCCAUUCCCCUCUUCAUCCACUCCGCCGCCGAAGAAGUCACCGGCAACAGCAACUCUUCCUUUCUUUGGGCCUACUGGCCCACUAACGGGGACAGCAGCACCACCUAUUGGGCCCGUUAUAGAGCCCAAGACAAGUCCCGGCGAAUCGAUAUCUCCCGGAACGCCACAGCCACUUGUACCGAAGAGUCUGCCUGAGACGACGUCGUAUCACCGCUCUUCCGCCGGAUUCUUAUUUGGCGCUGUAAUCGUUGGAGCUCUCCUACUUGUUCUGUUAGGCCUUCUCUUUGUCUUUUACCGAGCUACCAGAAAUAGAAAUAACGACAGCUCUGCUCCUCAUCAAUCCAAAACUCCAUCAAAAGCUUCACUCUUCCAAUAA